Coniophora puteana RWD-64-598 SS2 is the source of this 609-nucleotide messenger RNA. RefSeq lists its product as uncharacterized. NCBI's taxonomy places the organism in Eukaryota, Fungi, Basidiomycota, Agaricomycetes, Boletales, Coniophoraceae. The coding region runs from base 1 to 609 and encodes 202 amino acids. The record is from RefSeq and is a predicted model, not a curated record. The transcript has 7 exons.
AUGAAAAAGUUUACCGCAAUGACAUUGGUAUAUGGAUUGUUCCGCUAUGUUGGCAUGUUAUGGGCACUACGCACUAUUUUAACUGAUGCCUAUAUGGUAAUUGAGGUCAUAAUGAUGCUUCUGCUCCAAGGAAUGAUGGCUAUACGAGUAUAUGUUCUUCUCGGGAAGUCGAAGCGGGUCCGCGCAGCCCUCUUUAUUGGUUUCUUUACGACCCAAGUCAUCAACCUUUCCGUCGUGGUAUCGGUGCUUGCGCGUGGUGGAAGUCUCAAAGCAAACAUUUCCGUGUUUGGCGUGGAUACCUGCUAUAAACCGUUAUCUGAAUCUCCAUGGGUCUUCCCACUAUGCUGCUCAGCGCUGCUGGUAUUUGAGCUGACAUUGAUCGUGCUCUGCUUGUAUCACGCUAUUACGAAUCUCAAACGGCCACUAUGCACAUCUAUCAUGUGCUAUGCUGGUUCCAUAGCGUCACUCAUCGUUCGACAAAGCCUGAUUUAUUUCAUUCUUGCGUUUGUCAGUGUGCUGGUCACCGCUGUGAGCCAAGCGCCUAGCCUUCGUUUGGUGGGUCUUACGCGGUCUUUGUUAGCAGCAUAUUAUCUUGACCUAAACUAUUGA